AUGGAUUGUGUGUUUAGGUGGUUCGUGUUUAUGCAGAGGUAAACAUGCCAAGCAAGCACUGCAAGGCUACGGGGAUUGAAUCCUUCGACGGAUAAUUUACCCCAGAUUCUCCUCGAGGGUCCUAUGAAUGUUUUUGAAUCUCUCGGAGUAUGGGCGAAUGCAGACAGAUCAUGCGCCUCGCCUUGAGCGUUUCACAAUUAGAGCUAAUCAACUCUACUCACAUAUUAGUAGCGUCUUUCAGUGAAUUACCGAUUUUCUAGGAGCAUGGGUCUCUCAUUCACCAAAUUACCCCAACAUCUAGCUUGAGAAUUUGACACAGCACGUGUGGAAAGCAGAUUCUUCAGUGAAUACAGCAGUGGACUGAUUAAUGAAAACAUAUUACUUACUGCCCCGCCGUAGGUGGCUCGGCUCAUUGCUACUUAAGUUUCCAACAGUCUAGAUCAAGGAUCCAACUUAUAACCAACAAUAACCUGAAUACACCUUUUCGAAUUUGACAAUCUUUGCACUUUCAUACCUUCAGAACUAAUAUCAUCGAGGAGUCGUUCACUCAAUCAUAAUGUGGUACACUACCAAUGUCUACGUUAUCUGCGCCUUCGCCGCAAUAGGCGGUGGUCUUUUCGGCUUCGAUAUCUCGAGUAUGUCUGGCGUUCUUGGAACUCAAGCAUACGUCAGAUACUUCCAUAAUCCUCAAUCUUACGGUCAAGGUGGAAUUACAUGUGCAAUGCCCGCUGGAUCUCUCAUCGGUGCUUUAGCUUCCUCUUUCAUUGCCGAUAGAUGGUCUAGACGAGCUAGCAUUCAAAUUGCGUCUAUCUUUUGGAUCAUUGGCUCAAUUAUUCAGUGUGCUUCAAUCAAUGUAGCUAUGCUGGUUGUCGGUCGAGUCAUCGCUGGUAUCUGUGUUGGUAUUGCUUCCGCUAUCUGUCCUGUCUAUCAAUCAGAGAUUGCUCCAAAGGAAAUCAGAGGCCGAGUCGUCUCUCUCCAACAAUGGGCAAUUACAUGGGGUAUUCUUAUUCAGUACUUCAUCCAAUACGGUGCUUCGACAAUUGGAGGUGGUGCAGAAAAUCCAGACCAACCUAAUUCUGCUUUCCGAAUCCCCUGGGGUAUACAAAUCGUUCCGGCAGUUAUCUUGUUCUUCGGUAUGUUCUUCUUGCCACGAUCUCCUAGAUGGUUGGCCUCCAAGGAUAGAUGGGAGGAAGCCAUCAAGGUUAUUGCAGACCUUCAUGGCGGUGGUGAUGUGAACCACCCAAAGGUUCUCGCAGAAUAUCAAGAAAUUGAGGAGGCACUCCGAUUCGAACGUGAAGAAGCUGUCAGCUCUUACAAGCAACUUGUGGCCCCACGUAUGAUCAAGCGUGUUGUUUUAGGAAUGUCCAUUCAGAUGUGGUCUCAACUCUGUGGCAUGAAUAUCAUGAUGUACUACGUCGUUUAUAUCAUGCAAGGAGCAAACAUUGCAAACCCACUUAUUACCGCCUCGAUCCAAUACAUCCUCAAUGUGUUGUUGACCUUACCUGCUAUCAUCUAUCUUGAUCGUUUCGGACGUCGCCCAGCUAUGCUCAUCGGUUCCUUCCUCAUGAUGACCUUCCUUUUCAUUGCUGGUGGACUUCAAGCAGGCUACGGUGAACCCAACAACACAUCGAAGACUCAAACUGAACAGAAUAAAAACCUGACAUGGGUUGUUCACGAUAAGAAGGGUGUAUCAUCUGCCAUCGUUGCUAUGACAUAUCUAUUUGUUUGUGCAUUUGCAACAACCUGGGGACCUUCAUCAUGGACCUACCCAGCCGAAAUCUUCCCAAAUAAGAUUCGUGCAAAGGCUGUUUCUCUCGCAACCUCAGCAAAUUGGUUCUGGAACUGUGUUCUUGCUUUUGCUGUCCCGCCAUUGUUGAAGAACAUCAACUGGAAGAUGUACAUGAUCUUCGCCACGUUCAACGCACUUGCUUUCAUCCAUAUUUUCCUUACAGCUCCCGAGACUAAGGGCAAAACACUCGAGGAGAUGGAUGAAGUUUUUAACAGUGGUCUCCAUCCAUGGCAAAAACUUCCCGAGGGAUCCAGACUAGACAGAUUAGCGGCGGAUAUCGAAGCAGGUGCAGUCAAGGUCGCUGCCCCCGUCGGUGGCGUUGGUGGUGUCCCUGGCGAGAAGCGCACCCAUCAUAAUGAUGGCGUAGUUACUCCAGAGAGCGCUCGUCAUCGUGAUGGUAUCACCGAUGCACGACAAGAUCAACAUCAUGGUCUUCAUGAUGAGAAGGCAGCUGUUGGUCGUGAGCGUGGUACAGUGGUCUAAUCGUGUGGUUAUUCUUCGCGAUACAUAUAGUGAUGGAUGCAUCUCUUUGCUUCUCUCAAGCACUCAAUGAAGGGCCAUUGAUAAUUAAUAAUACAAUCUUCUAUAAGAAGAUGUUCUGUUCUUUGAGCAAGGUCUAACACCUUAGCCGAGAUUUAUGGGCUGUAGCAAGAUCUUAGGCG
Botrytis porri is the source of this 2451-nucleotide messenger RNA. RefSeq lists its product as uncharacterized. The coding region runs from base 557 to 2272 and encodes 571 amino acids. Lineage: Eukaryota; Fungi; Ascomycota; Leotiomycetes; Helotiales; Sclerotiniaceae. The record is from RefSeq and is a predicted model, not a curated record. The transcript is spliced from 6 exons. Gene Ontology annotation, cellular component: membrane. Gene Ontology annotation, biological process: carbohydrate transport; transmembrane transport. Gene Ontology annotation, molecular function: carbohydrate:proton symporter activity.